UCCGAGAAUGCUUUGAGGUAUCUACGUAAGAUCGAAAAAUUUCACACAACUUUAAAAAUAUCAGAAGAGUAGGAAAACAGUGACCUGCACGCAGCCAAGAUGACAGCCACUGCCAUGAAUGAAAUGACACCGGAGCUCGAACUUCCGGGCUUCCGGUUCCACCCUACAGAAGAAGAACUUCUCGAAUUCUACCUCAAGAACGCGGUGUUUGGAAAGAGGCCUCGCUUUGAUAUCAUUGGCUUCCUCAACAUCUAUCAUCAUGAUCCUUGGGAUUUGCCCGGGAUGGCGAAGAUUGGUGAAAGGGAAUGGUACUUCUUCGUACCGAGGGAUAGGAAGCAUGGCAGUGGUGGGAGGCCUAACCGGACCACUGAAAAUGGGUUUUGGAAGGCCACCGGUUCAGACCGGAAAAUCUUGAGUAUAUCGGAUCCGAAGCGGAUCAUUGGCUUGAGAAAAACCCUUGUUUUCUAUCAAGGAAGAGCACCUAGAGGAACCAAGACUGAUUGGGUGAUGAACGAGUAUCGCCUCCCUGAUGAACGAGUAGCUAAGGUUUGCUACUUUUCCGGCAUGGAAAUAGUACUGUGUAAGAUAUACAGAAAGGCAACUUCUUUGAAAGCACUAGAACAAAGGGCAGUUAUGGAGGAACAGAUGAAGAACUUCCAUUCUUCCCCUUAUUCAUCUCCAACACAAUUAACAUCACCACUUGAAACCAUCUCCUUUCUAGCACAACAGGAGGAUCAGUUUCUGGCACCAAUUCCUGUACACAACAACAUUGUCUUCAAGAAAGAAGCAGAAGAAGUUGUAGCAAUAGAGGAGGAGGAAAAGGGAGAAAGAUCACAAAUGGAAAGCGGAGUGUUCAACACACCACUGCAAUUUCCAUUAGGGAAGGACAAGUUACCAGAGCUUCAAGUUCCAAAAUUGAUGAUGGACUGGACCCAAGACACAUUUUGGACUCAGUUAAACAGUCCUUGGCUUCAAAGUCUGACCUCUUAUGCCAACAUUCUGAACUUUUAAUGCCUUCUAAUUUUAAUUAUGCACCCUAGAAUACAAUAAACUUGGGUCUUGUACAGAAAUUCUGUGCAGGAACUUGGGUCCUUUUUAUCGGUCAACCGCCCUUCACGGUUAAGGAAAUUCUUGCCCAGUACUGUUUUGUUUUUUAGGUGGUUGGCCGUGUAAUUGGUUUCAUCCUUGCUAGAUGUUUUCCUGUUCGGGUUAAAGAACAAUUGGAAAAUUUGUGGAAGCGCGAAGAAGUUGCCUGGGUUAUAGCAUGAUGAUCUGAUGUUGGACUUGAAAACUAUUUGCUUCCUCGACUGUUAUCUCAGUGCUAAUUAAGGAUAGGAAUGGAUUCUUCUUCUGAAAAAAGGGCUUUUCUUCAAGGAGUCUUGUAUUGAAGAGAUUGCUAUUAACUUUUUGUCGUUGUGAUUCUUUGUUUUUUGUUUUUUGUUUUUUCUUGGACGAAGUUGCAGGGAAAGUUUGUAUGGAACUGUUGUUGUUGCUGCUGUUGUUAUUGUCCAUUUUGGAUCUCAAGUAAUGACAAUAAUAAAAACAGCAGAUUUCGUUUUGUGA
Messenger RNA from Carya illinoinensis, 1563 nucleotides. RefSeq names its product NAC domain-containing protein 6-like. Gene Ontology annotation, biological process: regulation of DNA-templated transcription. The transcript has 3 exons. Gene Ontology annotation, molecular function: DNA binding. The record is from RefSeq and is a predicted model, not a curated record. NCBI's taxonomy places the organism in Eukaryota, Viridiplantae, Streptophyta, Magnoliopsida, Fagales, Juglandaceae. The coding region runs from base 100 to 1011 and encodes 303 amino acids.